Molecule: messenger RNA, 1247 nt
Organism: Zerene cesonia (dogface butterfly)
Lineage: Eukaryota; Metazoa; Arthropoda; Insecta; Lepidoptera; Pieridae
Product: mitochondrial GTPase 1
Exons: 4
Coding region: 196-1197 (333 amino acids)
Cellular component (GO): mitochondrion
Molecular function (GO): GTP binding; GTPase activity
Source: RefSeq, a predicted model, not a curated record
UGACAUGUUUUGAUUUUUAUUCCAGAUUGUGUUUUGAAGUACCUACUUUCGAUUAAUAUCGAUGUAAUUUAUUUUUGUUAUUAAAUAUUACAUUUAUUUAAUCCAAAUACCACCAAGAAAUGAUUAAUAAAUGACUUGACUUAUCGAUGAUAUUAUAACUGAAAUAAAUAACCUCAAAAUCAAAACAAAGCAAGAAUGGCUACGAGGUUCGAUGCGGCGGCAUAUACAUUUCGAAAGAAAUUUCCAUUCGUUAGCAAAGACUUGCUUCGAUGGUUUCCGGGGCACAUGAACAAAGGUCUGAAGCAAAUACAACGGACAUUAAAAUCGGUCGAUUGUGUGAUAGAAGUCCAUGACGCAAGAAUACCGUUUUCUGGACGAAAUCCAAUCUUCACAAGUACAAUAACAGGUGCAAAGCCUCACAUAUUAGUUCUGAAUAAGAGAGAUUUAAUUAUUAAUUCCUUAAUACCGAAAGUAAAAGACCAAUUAGUGGCAGAGGAAGGUGUCCAAAAUAUAGUAUUUACGAAUAGUAAAGAUCAGUUUUGCAGAGGUUUGAAGUCAUUAAUGCCCUUAAUGAUAGAUCUGAUAAAGAAUUCCAACAGAUACAAUCGUUCCGAAGAAUUAGAUUACAAUGUAAUGAUAAUCGGAGUGCCGAAUGUUGGUAAAUCAUCACUUAUUAACAUGCUCCGAAGUAGGAAUACACACCAGAAACAUGCUCUACCAGUUGGAGCCGUAGCAGGAGUGACAAGGAGUCUUCAAACCAAGAUGAGGAUUAAUAGCAACCCAAAGAUCUUUAUGUUUGAUACUCCUGGUAUUCUAGAACCUUCUGUUACCAAUGUGGAGAUGGGUUUGAAGUUAGCUCUCUGUGCUUCGCUACAAGACCACCUGGUGGGUGAGGAGGUGAUAGCCGACUAUUUAUUGUACUGGCUCAAUAGCCAUGGAAAAUUCAAUUAUGUGGACUACAUGGGGCUGGAAGAACCGUGUGAUGAAAUUAAUAAGGUACUAAUAUCUGGCAGUGUGAAAUAUAAUAGGAUAAGGAAUAUCCGAGAUUACGACGGUAGUACCAGGAUGGUCCCGGAUAUUGUUGAAGCGGCCCGGUUAAUGAUACGCGCGUUUCGGACCGGGGAAUUGGGGAAAACCUUACUGGAUGUAGAUUUGUUAAGGGAUAGAAUAAAUGUGGAUAAGGAAAAUGUAUUGUAAAUAUAGUAUGAAGUUAUUGUAAAUAAAUUUGUUGAAAUUGUGUUUUUUUU